AUGCGGCACAGCAAGCUGGAAAAGGAUCUUCACUUCUCUCUGACCUCUUACCUCGAGCUGUCACAGACCUACACAAUGGAGCUCCAGCCCAAUCUCGUAAUCCUCCUCCUCUUGGCUGCCCUGGGGAUAGCAGGCCUAUCUAUCCAACGUUUCCUCACCCGCCGCCAGUUUGCACGACGCCACAGAUGCCAACCGGUCGCGAGAUGCUCGAGCAAAGACCCCUUCCUCGGCCUUGAUACAAUUCCCGGAACAAUCCGCGCAAUUAGGGGACAUAGGAUUCUCCAGAGAGGCUGCGAGCUUUUCCGUGAAUAUGGCAAUACAUUCAGGGUCAAGGAGUUGCACCGAAGUGCAAUCCUGACAAUUGAGCCAGAGAAUAUCAAAACAAUUCUAUCGCUAAGAUUUGCGGACUAUGGUAUCAGCCACCGGCUCAAGCCAUUCAAACCCCUGUUAGGAGAAGGCAUCUUUACUACAGAUGGCGAACACUGGGCCUCCUCUCGCGCGCUAAUCCGGCCUAGUUUUGCCCGUGAACGGGUGGCUGAUCUGAGGUUAUUGGAGGGCUUGAUCCAAGAUUUACUUGUGUUGCUUCCGCGGGAUAGCAGCACAGUAGACUUGCAAGGGCUGUUCUUUCUGUACACACUUGAUGCGGCGACCGAGUUCUUGUUCGGGCAGUCUGUCGGCAUGUUGAAGGAAAAGAAGAGCACAGGGGAAUUUGGCACGUCCAAAAGGAGCACAGGGGAGCCCGGCUUUGCAGAGGCUUUCCACUAUUCUCAGAAGGCAGCGCUCACUCGGUCCACGCUGGGCCCGUUGAGUGCGCUCUACCGCGAUCGAAAGGCUGACGACUGUAAUCGCAUUUGCCGGGGCUUUGCACAGCAGUUUGUGGAAGAGGCUGUUUAUGCAGCUGCGACGAAGAAGGGAGAAGGAGAAGAAGAAAUAGAGAAAAAAAGGGAACAGAAACGUAUCUUCUCACACGAGCUGGCGUCACGGACAUCUGAUCAGCGGCGAAUCCUGAAUGAGCUGAUGAAUGUCCUCCUGGCCGGGCGUGAUACAACAGCUAGUCUCCUUAGCAAUCUAUUCUUUGUUCUUGCAAAGAACCCACGGAUUUGGAAGAAGCUGCGUAAUGAAGUCAGUGUCUUGCAUGGACAGCCACCGACAUACGAGCAACUUCGUGGGCUGAAGUAUGUUCAAUAUUGCGUGAAUGAAUCCCUCCGUCUGCAUCCUGUUGUUCCUCGCAAUGAUCGCGAAGCAAUCCGAGACACUGUCCUUCCCUUAGGUGGGGGUAACGACGGCCUCUCACCGGUUUUUGUCCCUAAAGGGACCCUUGUCGCCUACAAUGUCUACGCCAUGCACCGCCGGGCAGAUCUUUACGGCCCAGAUGCGGAGGAAUUCCGUCCCGAGCGCUGGGAGGAUGGCACGCUACAGCCGUGCUGGGGAUACCUGCCUUUUAAUGGCGGACCACGAAUCUGCAUUGGCCAGCGCUACGCGUUGACUGAAGUGAGUUACGUCCUUGUCCGGAUGGUGCAGGAAUUCCGCAGGCUGGAGAGCCGUGAUCCAGGGCCUUGGGAGGAGAGCCUAGCGUUGACACUUUGCUCGAGGAAUGGGACUAAAGUUGGGCUUAUUCCUUGA
This is a messenger RNA of Aspergillus udagawae, 1623 nucleotides long. Its product is annotated as cytochrome P450. Lineage: Eukaryota; Fungi; Ascomycota; Eurotiomycetes; Eurotiales; Aspergillaceae. The transcript has 2 exons. The record is from RefSeq and is a predicted model, not a curated record. Gene Ontology annotation, molecular function: iron ion binding; heme binding; oxidoreductase activity, acting on paired donors, with incorporation or reduction of molecular oxygen, reduced flavin or flavoprotein as one donor, and incorporation of one atom of oxygen. The coding region runs from base 1 to 1623 and encodes 540 amino acids.